GUCUUAUGCGCAUGCGCAACACACUAGGAAGCAUCCUGGAUGUCUGCUGUUGUUUUGUGAAUUUUAAAGAGCUCCCCCGAAAGGUAAGCUGCUGUCUACACUUUGUAUUCAUUAAGGUUCAUAAAGUACAAGGGAAAAAAGUCUCAAACGUUUUUCACCGUCGCUAAAGAUGUUCAGGCAAGGGUUUAAACACAAUUACGUAGAUGUAAUAUUUUUUACACGCGGUUUUCGAAUCAUGGUUUCGGGACAAGUGGAAGAUGAGUUUGUACUUAACGAUGUGAAACGCAGUAAAAAUCUGAAAAAAAGUUUUGACCAAUGUCUAGAGCAAAGAAAAAGUAAUAGUCGGGAUAUGUUAUUUUAGCUGCUGUUACAAAUACUGAAAGUUGUGGUUGCCAAAACAAGGUUGCGCCAUAUUAUGACACUAUGGGACACUGUUGCGGAAGUUGGUUGAGGUCGUGGCGUUUCUUUGGUUAUAGAUAUCUGUUAUAUCGGCACACACGGGUGACUUCAUUCUGUGUUUAAACCCGCUUCAUUCCGAUGAAGUCAGUUAUUUCGGCGGUUCACUGAUAUUUUAGAGAAGUCAUUCAUCAAACAAGCCCCAAAGCUCUCUAAGACACCAUGUUAUUCAGCCCACACCGAGUCAGCGAUGGUCAUCUCUAUUAUGUAAUCCUGAAAUCUGAUGUAAUCCGACAUUUUGGGGUUUUCAUGCAACACUAAGAGGUCAAGAGAGUGUGACAGAUGUGUUGAAUCACGAGGUUGCUUCAGUGACUCACUGCAACGCCAAGUGACAGCCAAGGACUACCACCCUCCACAGACUUUGGGCAACUUUAAACUUAAGGAAACACUAUGUAAUUCCGUAAGUAGGCCUAUUUCUGAUUCUGAAACUGCUUUAAAUAAGACUAGGUUUGCAAACUGUGUCAGAAUAGCAAAUAGAUAAUAAUAGUAAUAAUAAUGUUUAUUUAAUGUAGCACCUUACAACAUCCGGAAAGAUGAACAAAGUGCUUUACACAGUCAAAUACACAAAUACAGGGAAAAAAAGUACAUGGCAAGUGACAAAUGUCACAGGAUAUCAUAACAAUAAAAGGUUAGAAAACACAGAAACAAUCAAAUAGAAAAUGGCAAAUGACACUAGAUAUUAAAGGCCUUUUUAAAUAGGUGAGUUUUAAGAUGUGUUUUAAGAAGUGCCAGGUCAUUAAUAGUAAGUAGUUCAGGGGGUAGAGAGUUCCAUAAUUUCGGGGCUGCUAUUGGAAAGGCAUGAUCGCCCCACGGUUCAAAAUUUGAGAAAAGAAUCUCCACCAGGGGUUGUUGUGAGGACCGGAGGGCUCUACAGUUUCAUCUAAGUGUUAGGCAAUCAGACAGAUAUACUGGAGCAAGACCAUGGAUAACUUUGAAAACAAACAUUAAAAGUUUUAAAAUGAUCCUGAAUUAAACCGGGAGCCAAUGCAGGGAGAGAAGAACGGGAGUGAUGUGACUGUGAUGGGGGUGUCGGUUAAAAGGCGUGCUGUAGCAUUUUGUACCAGUUGGAGGCGAGAGAGAGAGAAGAUUGCUUGAUACCAACGUAUAAGGAAUUACAAUAAUCUAACCUGGCACUGAUAAAAGCAUGGAUGGCCAUUUCAAGAUAUAUGAAUGACCCUAUCAGACUGCGUAAAGACAUUUGUAGAACUACAAAGGACACUAUUGCAUAUUCUGUGUUCACAACAUCCUUGAGAUUUUAUUAGAUUAUAUCCCCAAGUUUGGUGAUAUGGUGGCAUUUUGAGACCUUUUGCGGUUUUUCAAGAUCAUGACAAAUUAAUGAGUCAUCUACAAUGUGUACAUCUACAAUUGACUGUCAACUUGUUAUACCAGCAUCAGUGUCAACAACAGCUGGAAUUCCUCAGGGAGCAAGGGAGAACUGGAAUGAUGCCAUUAAUGAUACAUAAAUUGUUUAACAGAUUACAAAGUGCAUGUUGUUACAUGUGAAAACAGUGAUCAGUGAUGUACAUCAGUCAUUAAUUCCGUCAUGUCUUCCCUCUGUUACCAUCCUGCUGCUCUACAUUUGGUUAUAUCUUACUACCAUUGUUAACCACAGUCCGUUCUUGCUAUAUCCAACCACAGCUGAUAUGGCUGUUUUAGUCAGGCAUCACUCCAGAUCAAAUAUGAAAGCCUCUAAUGUAAACUGAAGUUUUUCCCCAUUCAAAGGCCUCUACACACCCAUGUUGAACAUAGUGUUGUUGAAUCAUUAUGAGGUUGCCACAGUAGUUUUAUUUUUAUAGCACAUUAAGACUUCCUAGCUAUCUCCAUUCAACAACUUUUCAUUUGGUUAGACAUCCUCAAACUCAGGGCUACCUUUCUGUUGAGUCCCCUUCAAAUGCAGCACAGGCAGUGAUGUCCAUUAAAAAUGCACUUUAUUUGCCUCACCACCUCCCCAGUCAACUAGGCUUUCUCUGUGGGGUUUUCCAGUGUUGGUAGUACAUGGCUAUGGGAUGAUCCUCUUCAUCUUUGAUGGCCCAGAGAGCUGUGGUCAGGCCCAGAAACUGUGCGAUUGCUUAGUUAGUGUGUGUGUGUUUUCACGUUGAGCGUGUUUGAAUAGCCUGUCCGAGCUUUUCAGAAACUGCUGGUCUAGCUGUCAUGUGCAGCGCAAGUGGGGAAGUAGGGUGACAUGAGGGUUUUUAUGAUUGUGUAACUAAGUUAGAUAGGAGAAGCAUCAGUGUGUGACUGGAUAUACCAGGACUCUCUUACACUUGAAUGUAUUUUGUGUCAUACAGCUGUGAAGAGUAGACAAUCGAGCGCAGUUAUCUCUGAUGAUUGCUGAUCAAAAGAAAAUUGACAGCACAAACUUUGUAGCCUGUACUCAGCUGUUGGAGCUAGCAAGAUGUAGCCUGACUUUUACGGCAGGCUUAAGUCAUCUUAGCUUGAAGACAUACCUGAGCAUCUGGAGGAAUGGAGUUGACAGGAGGAAAUGAAGGUCAAGUUUCGUGUAACUGAGUUCCUGGGAUGGGAAAAGUCUUAUUAGUGGUGUCUUAUGGCAGAGUGGAGGCCAAGGGAACACAGCUUGGUUGGGAAGGGACAUCUGCAUUCUUCACUGUGGGUAAGACAUCUGAUUUGUUAUGGAGACUUCAGGACAGAUAGUAAGAAAGAUGAAGUCGAUUUAUUAAGUAAAAAAUUACACUUUAUGUUUUUUAUAUUGGGAAUAUAAACAGAAGUGAUUAACUAACAGGAAAAUUAAUAGGGUGGAGAAUUUUUUAAAACUGCACCUUCUUUUGUGUUUGAUUUGUUUAAUUAAAUUGUGUGAACAAUAUCUAAAUAAUAGAAGCUCCACAAAGGUGAAACUACCAAUUUGGGGCACCACUGAACUCUGUAGGGGGUUUGUUUUUAGAUUUCUAAGCAGCAUAAAGUUAAAUUUUUGCAUUAAUAUUGUAAAAGCUACCUCCUUCAGCUUCUUUUUUGUGACUGCAGUUCGCUGUCAAAAUAAAGAACUUCCUUUAGCCGUAUAGUUGAUUAAAUUUAAUCAGAAUUACCAGUAAGGAUAGACAAUGUUGGACUUUUGCUGAAAUCUCACAUGCCGAUAUUGCUUAACUAAUUUCUGCUAAUAAUCUGAUAUUGUUGUUGACUUUUUUCUACAUUUUAAAGAACACUCGUCCCUCCUGCACUGAUAAUAAAUGAAUAAUUUUGGUGCUGUUUAGAAUGACACCUCUGAGAUGCUCUGUUAAAGUGGUUGAAUAGUGGGCGUUGUGCACCUUCUCUCAUCACCUGUGCUUUACAAACAUGCUAACAGUCAUUAUGCUGUCGGUUCCCAACACUUCAAAAUACUUACAUUGAAGCUUGAUGUUGGCUUUGGCUGUUAUCUUUGGCUGUCAUGAUUAAUGUGUCACCUUAAUGGCAGUACAUAUUAGUAAAGUUUUUAUGUCAGUCAAUAUGGAUAAUUAACUUUUGAAGCAUGUAUCCGCCCACAUACUGAUAUUGGAUCAAUAAUUACAAUGUAACAGGCUACAUUGGGUCCUCUUUUAUGCAUGGUAGGCAACUACAUGAGGUGACCCACUUAUUUCUACUUUUUCACAGAAAGCACGAUGACAGUCUGCUUUGUUGAUGCAGGUUCAAACUGGGUUAAAUGUGAUGUUUUCAGGAGCCUUCAGCAAAGUUUGACUUAUUGACUCAAAAGCUGCUUCAUCUUGGACAUAUCCUGACUUGUUAGGGGGUAAAACAGGAAUAAUUUAGAUGUCAAACUUUAUCAAACCAACCUCUAAAAGUGAACUAAAGUACAUAUUUUCUUUGGUCUAUCUCACUUAAUUUUGUCCAUUUACAUAAUCAUCCUAUCAUUGCAAGUUAAUGCAGCCGGUAGCUCCUUUUCAUGUUUAAUAAUAAGUCUCCGGGUUUGUGUCUUUAAAAGACCCCACCUUUUUUCACCGCUGUUGAUCUUUAGCACAUUCGUCAUGGACAAGAUGUGAUCCAAAGGUCAAUAUGGUUUACUCCAAACACUGGAAAUGCUGACAAUACAAUCAUUUACAGUAAAACCUUCUGUUUACUGCUUGCUGUAGGAGACAGGCUUUAAGUCACUAGGUCGUUAUUCUGAAAUCCUCUGAAUCUCUCUUUGGCUGUUCAAUCAUGAAUGUAAGUUGUACAUGUUUCAUGUUGUUUCAUUUGCAUUUAAUCAUUACUCAUUAGAUACUUUGGGAAAAUUCUGCAUCUGCUGUAUUAACUGUAAUGAAAGUCAUUUUUGAUGUUUGACAUGUUAAGUAAUGAAUUAAACAAACAGAACACUGAAGACAGACACUUUUUGUUCCUGUCUGACAGCUGAAACCUGCAGUUUUCACUUCUUGUUUUUUUUUUUCUGCUUACUUUUGUUUCCAGUCACAAACCAUGAACAUUGUGGGCCACCUUGCAGAGACUGUGUUUGUGACAGUGAAGGAGCUGUACCGGGGCCUCAACCCUGCCACUUUGACUGGAGGGAUCGAUGUCAUUGUGGUUCGACAGCCCGAUGGAUCAUUCCAGUGUUCCCCGUUUCAUGUGCGCUUCGGAAAGCUGGGUGUGCUGCGCUCCAAGGAGAAAAUUGUAAGUAUUUCAUAAUCAAUUAUUUUGACUACAACUCUACUGUAUUUUUAUCUUCAUGCUUCCUCAGUUGUAAACAUGCAUACACUACUGUGAUUUCAGGUGGACAUUGAGAUAAAUGGAGAACCAGUUGACCUGCACAUGAAGCUGGGGGACAAUGGGGAAGCUUUUUUUGUGGAGGAAAAUGAAAACAUGGAGGUAAGCACUUCUUCAUAUUAUGAAUUUUCUAACUUCUUUGGUCUGAUUGGAUGUGGAAUCCGUAACCUAAAGGCAUAAUUGUGAAUCUAACUUUAGUCCCAGGUCCCGGCACAUUUGUGCACCUCCCCAAUUCCUCUCGAGUUCCCUGAGGAGUUGGAGGAGACAGCCGAGGGGUCCUCCAUGGCUGGAUCUGGUUGCCGUAGGAAGAAACGCCGCCGCAAACGGCGUUCUGAUAGCCACCUUAGAGAUGAGGUUGGCUCCUCGUCAGAUGAGAGAGAAAGAGAGAGAGAAAGUGAUCAGGCUGGGCAGGAGAGUCCUGCUAAAGAGGGGACUUUCUCAACAUUGCAUGCCAGGUGUGUGAUACUUCAUAUUGCUGUAUAUUUUUUUGUUGGAGUGUAUUUCACUGCUUCAAAGUUUGCAAUUGAAAAUAAUGCCUUCUUGUGUAUGUUACAGCAAAUCAGUGUACUACUCUCUAUCUGAGGAGCCCAAUGAGGAGCUAGGAGCCGCACAGACCAGAGACAUGCAUCCACACUCAGAUGGAGAGCAGUCACCCUCAGAAAAGUGAGGAAUGCUAACUUGCACCACAUAUUUAUUGACUGAUGAUUGAUUGGUCUGUGUUGAACAGUCUCACCUAUUCUUUAGAAUCAGCUGACAGAGAUAAAGUCACUUUGAUUUCAGUGUCUCUCGCCCGUCCAUUAAUUGAUCUUUUUCUCUGUAUCUCUCUUUUUUUUAUCUCGCCUUCUUGCAGCAGUGUGUUCUUCAGUCGCCCCCAUUCUCCUAAGAGUGACUCUGAGCUUGUGGUUAAACCCCAGGGGUCAUCAGGGCCUCAGAUGGAGUGGAACUGGGGAGGUUUUCCUAUGGUAUGAAAACACACAAACAUCGAUAUGACUACUUUCUUCCUAUUUGUGGAUUUGGAAUCGCCUUGCUGACCCAUUUAGAAGAUUUAACUGGACUACUGUUUUUGUACCAAUAUAUAAACACCUGGCAGUAACUGAUUUAUUGACAAAUGAUGUCUGCAGUAGCGCACUGACUGUCUUUUACUGUCCUCCCCCUCUCUCCCUACAGCCUUGUCAAUCAGAGAGAACCUCAGUGGACUUGCAGCGCAUCCCCCCUCCUGGCAGCUCUUAUUUUCGCACAAUUGAGAGACAGGACUCCUUUGACACGGGUUUUGGGCCUGUGAUUAGCUGUGGUAGAGUGGGCAGUGUAACAGUGGUCAGGCCACAACCGAGGACUCAAUCCCUGGAUCUAGGUAGCCUCACUUUGCAGUCCCCACCUUUAUCCAUGGAGAAAAACUCCCACCUUGCCCACUCCACCCCCAGUGACCUCUCCAUGGCGUGUGCACCAACAACUAAGACUGAUGUGGAGUCAAAGUUAGGGGGAGAGGAGAGCAGAGAGUCGCUCUCUUUGUCAGCUAAUCGAAUAAAUGGAACCAGUUCUCCCUCCUGUCAAAAAAACACCACCAGUUUCAAGUGUAUCAACACUGAGACUGAUGUUAUUAGCCAAGAAAGUUUAAAUAAUGAGACCAAAGGAAACAACCUCCAGACCAAACUUAUAAAAGAGAGUGAAGACUGCAGAGUGAAAAGUUCAGAUACUACAGAGUUAACAAAUGCACAACUGCAAGGGGCCUCAUCAGAGCAGAGUGAACAUGGGUCCACCAGCAGUGCCCCUUUUAGUGAGGGGGAUAGUGGGAUAGAUCCUUGUGCAGAAGGAGGGGAGGAGGACACUGGACCAAAAGCCGAAGGGCGAGAUGCUGGGACCACUUGGACUUCUGUAGAGGGGUCAGCGAAUUCCUCAGAGGCUUCCUCUAAAGUGGAGCAACAAGAGAAGAAGAAAGGUAAAGGCAUGAUCUCAGUUUUAUCUUUGUUACUUUCUAAUAAAAUUAAAUGUUACAACUCUAAUUAAACAGUGGGGUCGUGCAUUUAUUGUUUUGCUCUCUGACUAAGUUCAGUUGUGAUUUUGUUGCAGGUAAACGUAACCACCAUCUUGGACCAACAGAUAUUUACUUGGAUGAUCUGACCUCAUUGAACCCAGAGGUGGCUGCACUCUACUUCCCCAAGAGGUAAAAUUUAAAAAGUGUCUGUUGUAUGAUGCAAUAUGUACUCAGAAUACAGUGUAAGUGACUGUUUUUCUAUGUGGUCCAUUUAAAAAAAUAAGUUUUUACACUCACAGUUUAUGAAUUGAAAGGCAAUAGGGUCACUCAUGUCCACAGUGAUUGAAUUUGUCUAUUCACCCCUGCAGUGAGACAGAGGGAGGGUCUCAGCAUGGAGCCGAGCAGGGAUCCUUAUCGGGGAGCCAGUCACCUCAGUCAGUGGGCAGCGGGGCCAUGGACAGUGGGACAGAGUAUCUGUCUGAUUCCACUUCCUACAAUAUGGAUGUUAGCAUGUCACUCUGUGGACAAGAGGAGGACACCAGUCAAAUCACUAAAGGUGAGAAAGAAUCAAACAGUGCUGCCCAUUGACUGUAUAUAGAAUGGACGCCGUCUGCCUCCUCGCUGGGUGAAGACACCACGAGCACAGCACCCUCUGGUGACGGGCCUGCCUCCUCCAGCCAUCCCUAUGGAGCUGUGGACAAACUAAAGAAAUAUGUUACACAGAAUUUUUUUUUUCCCUUGCCCGUGAUGUUGACAUAUAGUUAUUAGGGGUUCAUGUUUUCUAUUAUUGACAUUUGAUACAGCCUAUGGGUGUACAAAGAUUGCAUAGCUCACCCAGGGGAUACGCUGUUUGAGCCGAGCGUCAUCACAGCGACUCUCCCGCCAAAUGCGCACAAAACUAUUGCGCAACGUUGGUUUCAUGAAGUGGGAAAAAAACAGGAAAUAUCAAGAGCUUUUUUGCCUUCAAAUCUGUAUACUGGCAGAAGGCGGAACCAAGUUGUCCAUAGUAUAUACAGUCUGUGGUGCUGCCACUCUGGGUCUGAAACAACAUACUGUAGGAAAGAGAAAACAGCUGGGUAAAACUUUUUAUGUUUUUGAUAUCAGAAAAGUUUAUGCAGCACUUGGUGACGUACCAGGAUUUUGCUAACAAUCCAGGAAUCAUUGAAGAUCCGAGCCUUGUGAUCUGCAUCAACUCCAAGUAAGAUGACUCUUUUGAUUCUUUGUUUCAUAAAUAGAGGAUGUUGAAUGUAAAAUGGCAGCUAAAAAAUAAUGUAUAGUAGAUUAUUACAUGGCUUUUUUAAUUACUUGAAUGUGAAUGGUCAAUACUGUUGCUUUGGAUACAACUCUUUUCACAGACUCUGUUUGACCAACUUUAAUCUUAACAAUUGGCUGAACUGAGCUCAAGUUAAUUGAACAUUAAUAAUAAAGUGAAAAGAGACAAAGGCAACAGAGUAAUGGCAGGAGCAGAUUAAGACAUAAACCCUGAAGGCUAUUGAUUACUUCAUUUGCCAUCUUCAGUUUCCUGCCACAUCUAACGCAGUCUUGACAUAAAAAGGCUUUAAUGUUGACGAGAGUUUAUCGUUUGGCACCUUUUACAUGUCAUCAUUUAUCUCUUACAGCUACUAUAACUGGGCUGUGGCCGCUCCAAUGGUCUUGUCAAUGACCACUUUUCAGAAAAACCUCCCCAAGGUAUUUGAUGGUUCUUACAGUAAACAUGUCAAAAUACAAAAAAUCUCCACAUCAACCAAAAAAACAAGUGGGCACAUUUGACAUUUCUUUUUCAUAUUUGUGUUUGUGUUUAUGUUUAUGUAGAGCACAGUAGACCGGCUGGUAAAAGACAAGAUGCCCAAAAAGUCUGGACGCUGGUGGUUCUCUUGGAGGAGAAGAGACAUGGAUCAUAACCGGGUGAGUUUUUAAGAAUUUUAUUGCAGUACCAAGCACAAAAUGAAUGUUACAUAUUUGCAUAUGUAGGCGGUACUGUGUACCACUUGCAAGGUGUAGCCUUGCAAGCUGAGGUUGUUUUAUGUUUUGUCCACAUUUGAAAUAUUGACUGAGACCAUUGUUAUUGAUAAGCUUGUACCUGACAAUAAGCAUCCUCUUUUUAGCAGAAAACCUCGAAAGAAGAGCAAGAUGAGCCACUCAAGAGUGUUUCUUCCUCUGUAAAGUAAGUCAAUGACCUAACGCAAGAGAAAAAAUCUAACAGAAACCUCACCUGCUGUGUUUUAUUUGGGAUCUGAAAACAUAAAAAGACUUCAUAUAUUUUGUAUCUGUUCUAUUUUUUUUAAUAGUUCACACUGAUAAAAUAUUAGUAUUUUAUGAGAGUUCAAACCAUGUCUGCUGCAUUUCCUUAAAUUCUUAGAAUCCCACUAGGCAAAGGGAAAAGUUAGAGGGAACAGUGAAGCCCAAAAGGGUAUAUUGAAUUCAUGAACUAACUUUUUAUUUAAAUUCUGUGUAAGUAAGCCAGAGUGAACAGAGAGCUUGGCGAGAUUGUAAAUUUAGCAGUAAAUAUAAAAAUUUUAAAAAAAAAACGCUGUCUCAUCAUUUGAAACAGACUCAGACUGUCUGAAGGCUGAUUGAUGAUACAGAUCAGCACGUAAAGGAAGGCCUUAGUGUUCUGGACUAUUACCGUUACACUUUUAGAUACAUAUUAAAUACACAGUUUGAAAAAAAAAAAAAACAAAGCUGUAUGUGCUUUCCCCUCAGGGCCACAUUGGAUGAUAUGGACAGUGAUGAGGCUGCUGGCUUUGGUCAAAAAGCCACCAUUCCCUCCAGCCUAUCAACGGAAACCCUUAACACCACACAGUGUAUCAACCAGCUGUACCGCAAAUCCCUUCGUCUAACCUCUAAACAAAUAGUAAGAGAAACAUACGCUCACAUUAAGAAUUUGACUCUGCUGUCCUCUGUAUAUUGUGGUUUACCACUUGCUCUCCUGCUUCAAAGCAUGACAUUUUUUUCUCCUUUUGGAAAACCAGGAACACUUGAACCUGCGUGAAGGAGCCAACAAGGUGGUUUUCAGUGUGACCACACAAUACCAAGGCACCUGUCGCUGCGAGGCUGCUAUCUACCUGUGGAACUGGAACGAUCGCAUCAUCAUAUCAGACAUCGAUGGCACCAUAACCAAGUGAGAACAACUGUGAUUUCUUACAUGCCUGGGAUUGUAUGUGGAUCAUUUGGCAAAUGUGUUUUAAAAAGGUUCAUGCUGGGUUUAUUAUUGCUAUGAAGGAUGCUUUGGAGUAGUGUUUUUCAACCUUAUUACCCUGAUAUCUAAGAGGAUGAGAGGUACUUUCAGCCUGGUGGUUGUUGGGGGAAAUAAAAGCUGGUAAAGACGCAGGUAAAGAGGGGAUCACCUGCAACUUGAUACUAUAUAAUCAUUGACUGCGGCCAGUGUGAUGAGUAACUGUGUUUUUAAAAAAGUGUUAAGCAGAACACUAAGAGUUAGCUUAUCACCCUCAAGCAAUGAAAACACUGCAGGUAGUCUCUCCACAGAAGAACACAGAUGGGUUUUUCAAUUUCAAAACCACAGAAAGCGAGAAGAAGAGAAGUCAAGUAAAGUGAUUUAUCCAGCCAGCAUGUUAGUCUCUUCUUUGUUUGAAUAACUCCACUGAUGCUAAGGGUCAUGACUCAAAAAAGUUGAGAAUUACUACAUUGGAUCGCUGUAUGUCCUCCCAUUUUCACAGUUCAAUUUGUGGUUUUGUCUUCUGCAGGUCUGAUGCUUUGGGACAUAUUCUACCUCAGUUUGGAAAAGACUGGACUCACAAAGGCAUCGCCAAACUCUACCACAAAAUACACCAGUAUGUAUAUCACCAGUCAACACUCAAAAGCAACAAAAAAGCCAUGUUUGAUUAGUCUGUGUUUUUCCUUUUCUGAUUUUUUUCCCACACAUCUAUCACACAGGGAAGUAAAAGGUAGCAUGUGUCUGACUGCAGAUGACCUUAUUCUGAUCUCAUUCUCAUCACAGUUAUCUAAUCUGCUUUGCCAGAUGUUCUCUGCUUGUUCUCAUUAUUAUGUUCCCAUGCUGUGCUUUUAUAACAAGAUCAGCUGUCCGGUUAAUUGAAAAAACAUCUGAUUUAAUGGGAACUGCUCAUUUUACCGAAGAAAUACGUUUUACUUCAAAUGUUUAGCUAAGAGUGUAGUAUGAGUGUUUACCAUAAAUCAGUGUGUUUAAUCUGAAUGGUAUUUCUCCUUUCCUUACAGGAACGGUUACAAGUUCCUUUAUUGUUCAGCACGGGCCAUAGGUAUGGCCGCCAUCACCAAGGACUACCUUCAGUGGGUCAAUGAUAAAGGCACAGUGCUGCCUAAAGGGCCUGUGCUGUUGGCUCCCAGCAGCCUCUUUUCAGCACUACACAGGUAACAAAGACCAGAGAACUACUGAUUAGAUAAUACUAAUGCAUUGUUUUUCCUUUUUAUAGUUAAAGUCAAUUGAAUUGGUAGAGUUUAGUCCAAAGUGUGAAAUAAAAAUGCUAUUUUGACACAUUAAGUUGGUUAGACGCUGUUCUUAGAUUAGAUUACAUUAGAUUAGAUGACAUUAGAUAACAUUAGAUAUAACUUUAUUGAUCCCUAUGGGAGGGUUCACUUAGGGAAAUUAAAAAUAAAACAAGAUUUUUUUUAUAUGUCCAUGGGAUAUGUAUUAAAGACAGAAAAGGGAAUAAAAGCACAUUUUGUCACUGUAAGAAGAUUUCAAUAAGUUCAAAAAAAAAAUAAAGUUGACAGGAAUGUGAAAAAAGAGUUUUAAAAGUUUAAAGCACUCAGUAUUGACGAGCUGCCGGGGAGGCUGCCGUCUCCUAUAGCGCCAUGGCAAGUAUAGUCUUUCAAGUAUAACAAUCACUGUGAUGUGCUGCUGACCUCUUGUGGCCAUUUGUCUAAUACAAAAACACAGAGCCGCUGUCCUUUGUAAAAUGUAUCAUGAACAAAAUUUGAAAUAUUUUCCCCUUAAAUAUGAGCUGUUUGUUUCCAACGUUGCAGAGAAGUUAUUGAAAAGAAGCCGGAGAUUUUCAAGAUUGCCUGUCUGAGUGACAUCAGGGACCUGUUCAACCCACAGAGACAACCGUUCUAUGCAGCGUUUGGCAACAGGACAAAUGUAAGCAAUGCAGUUCAACUAGCUCUUAAUGGAAAGACUAGAACUUUUUUUUUUUUAAAUCAGGGUUUUCUGUUUGCCAUGUUAACAUUUUGACAAUGAUUGAAACCUCCAGAGUUUUUAUCCGGUCACCCAUGGGUUUUCACCUUGUAAUUUGUUAGUAUAUGCAUCCAGGAAAGCACUCCAGCAGGUAGAAAAAAGUUCAAGGUUGUGAAGUUUUGGGUUUGCUAGUGGAUAAGUAAACACUUGUUAAUGACUGACCAGGAUUUACUGCUGUGACGUAUACAGUAACAGCUGCAGAGAUGCCGCUUUGUUUAACUGUUCUGUGUCUGUUACUCUUGAUUUUGCAGGAUGCUCAUGCCUAUAAGGAGGUUGGGGUGCCUGACAGCAAGUUAUUCACUGUAAACCCCAAAGGAGAGCUCACCCAGGAGAAGACUAAAGGGAACAAGUCCUCGUAAGUGUAAAAAAAGAUGGAUGAAACCCUUUAAUUAUUUUUUUAUUUUUUUAUUUUUGCUUUGAACAAGUCACAAUAACCUGAUUACCCUAAUGGUAUUAAAAAGUCUCUAGAAGAAGUUGACACAAAAAAAAAAACACAACAGGAUUUCACAAUUUGUGUCUUGAGUUGUAACAAGUAAAAAUCUGAACUGAAGAACUUGAAAGCAGGUUUUAAAAGUACUUGACUGUCAUUGAGGCAUGAGUUAAUGUUUAUUUUUGCACGUUUGUGUGUGUUUUGCAGGUACAGUCACCUGAGCGAGCUGGUGGAACAUUUCUUCCCCAUGUUGUCUGUUGAGGGCAGCAAGUCAUUUAUUUUGGACUGUCCUGAGUACAGCAGCUUCUCGUAUUGGAAAGAGCCUCUGCCAGAAGUGGACAUGAAUGCACUUCUAUAGACACUCAAAGACUCACUUCUACAAAAAGCUGCUGCGUACACACAUUUUAAAACAGGCACAUACUGUAUACCCUUGUUCUUGUUUCCUUUCACUAAGGAUAUCUAAAGGGUUCUUCCAUGUUUACCUAAUAUUUGCCUUUGAUAGACUUUCUGUCUGUGGUACCAAUUAAAUAAGCUGAUACAGAGAGGUCGUCACAUGAUGGCAAGAUAAAGCCAAAUCUGGUACAAUAUGCAUGAACUCUGAUUUUCAAGUUUACUCAGUAUUAACUACUUUCAUUUACAGAUUUAUUGAACACACAUAAUAGACGUCUGGGCUGUUUUAUCUUCUUGUUUUUUUGUGCACGACUAUCACAGACAUUCCAAAGUAAGAAUUUACACAGUGAAUAUCUUCUCACAUCAUGUCUCUCUUUCAGGUGAAGAAGGAAAUCUUGAUACGAAUCAGGUUGUAUUUAAUAGAUUCAAAUGCCCUAAAUCCCACAUAUACCAAAACUGUCCAACUACAACCAUUGUCUUUUUUUGUGAUUGAUGUAGAUGUUUUGAAUUUGCUCCAGCACACACAGCUAUAAAACAUUCUUGUUAUCCUUUUUUUCAUUUUGGAUCAGGAAUCUAUGUUCUGUGUGCUGCUUGCAACAAUGUUUGUGGACUUGCUCUUGUUGUAAAGGUUGUUAUAGUUUCAUGUAUUUAGUUGACACAUACUGUACGAGAAUGAAUUUAGAUAUUUCAAGAAUCUGUCAGAGAUCACCCAGGUUUAUCCUGAGCAGUUAAGCAUUUAUAUGUUGUCAGAAUUUUUCUUCAAGCUCAUAAGGUCCCAUCAGAAUCAUGAGCAAUAACAGUUUUGGAUUGGUUGCAAGAUCUUUUGGUAACUUCAGAGUUAACCAUGCAGCCAGGUGUCGAAAAAUGGUUAGUUAAAAGGGCAAAUUGAAUUAAUUGUUAUAGGAAAGGUCUGCAAUAUGCGUCCUUUCCGAGUGUUUUAAAAUGCACAAUAUGGACAUUUCAUAGUACUUCACUACCAACUUUUGAAAUGUUUGCACACCACAGAAACACUGUUGUGGAUCAGUGACACUAAUAACUUAUCAGUACAGAAUGCUGAAGUGCCUUUGUCAGUUAUUAUUGUUAUAUUUAUUAUUUUUGCAUAUCUUACUUUAUCAAACUGAGAUGAAAUGCAUGGAGGCUGAGGAUGUGGCUCUUUCUUUUUAAACCAAAAUGUAUGGAAAUAUAAAUGAGUUUUGAAAUACAAA
This is a messenger RNA of Xyrichtys novacula (pearly razorfish), 14291 nucleotides long. The record is from the annotation of a GenBank genome assembly. Lineage: Eukaryota; Metazoa; Chordata; Actinopteri; Labriformes; Labridae.